Fulvia fulva is the source of this 657-nucleotide messenger RNA. RefSeq lists its product as uncharacterized. The record is from RefSeq and is a predicted model, not a curated record. NCBI's taxonomy places the organism in Eukaryota, Fungi, Ascomycota, Dothideomycetes, Mycosphaerellales, Mycosphaerellaceae. The transcript has a single exon. Bases 1 to 657 code for a protein of 218 amino acids.
AUGGCGGUGGGAAGUUUCCUGCAGAAUCUUGAGAAUCUGCUGAAGCCAACGCCAAGAGAAGAUCACACAUUCGUGAUCUCUACGAGUAUGAAGCCAGAGACGAGUUUGCCGAGGGUUGAUGCGAGAGAUGCUGGGGUGGUUGUUGCGGAGAUGUUGAGAGAGCCAGAGGAGUACUGGGGGAGGAUUGUGUAUGCGGCGGCGGAGUUGCGUACUAUGAAGGACUUGGUGGGGAUCGUUGGGACGGGAAGCGGAAGGGAUGUAAGGUAUGAGCAGAUGCCUGAGGCCGAUUCGAAGGACUUCCUGAAGGGCAUGACUCUGGUCUUGGCUGAGGACUUUGGGCAGACGGUGGCUUACUAUCAGGAGUAUGGACACUUUGGCCAGGAGACUGCGGAUUGGACACAGCCUGCGAUGGAAGGUAAGUUGGGCAGGCUGACUAGGGUGGCUGAGUUUGUAAAUGAUUUGGAAUUCCGAACGUAUCACUACUGCGAUCGUCAAAGCACGCCAUCAAUGCAACCCGCCAAGAGGCUGUACAUCGAGACUCAGUUGACCCUGAGCACGCACAAUGACCCCAACCACUUUCCUGACAAACCUGAACCGCUGUCAUGUGCACGCAGAGUUUCACUCACUUCGCCCCGACCUUAUCGGGCCGCGCCGUAA